UUAAAUCAGGGUUGAACGGUUGCACUCCAGAUAGUUGUUAGGUGUUAACAGAUACCUUGUGCACGUUGGAAGCACUAAGUAAUUAUUUUUUGUGUUUAGGGUACUAAUCCUUCAUAUAAACAGGAACAAGGUCAUGCACAAAGUUCUCAACCUCAAGCAAAGGUUAACAAUAUCAAAGUUCGAAAUUUGUACUUUCUUCAUCAUCAUGGCUAGAGCAAGUGUGAUUUUCAGUUUAGCCUUCACUGGUUUGAUUAUGUUGUCUAUUUCACGGUAUUCAUUAAAUAAUUACUGGCUGCAAAAAGAUUACAGAUAUGGCGCUAGGGGUUUCAAAGCUUGCUCAAACGUUACCAAAGGCCGAGCCAAUGGUCUUGAACGCGCCAGGAGCAACAUUGGAAAAGGAUGGUAAAACACAAACAAACUUACAGGAUGGUGAGGUACAUAGGGGUGGGACUGUAGAACUUAAUGCAGUGAAUGGGUUAACCCGUGUAAAUGAUGGUGGAGGUGGAGGUGUGAACUUGAAGAAAGGUGAGAUUAGGCAAGGUCCAAAAUAUGAACAUGUAGAAAUCACAAAGGGAGCGGCAUCUGUGAAACGAAGCUCGGAUGCUACAGUGGACCUAAAAAAAGGUCAGGUAACUACUGAUGCAAAAGCUGAAGCAAAUAUCCCCGGUGUGGCAAACGUGAAUGUAGGUGUGUCAAAGAAGGGAAAGGUAACGAAAGAAGCGUCCGGAGUGAAAAAGAAUAAUGGAAACUACAAAUAAGAUGCAGGCAGCAAAGGAGGCUAGGGUUUGUCAGUUUAUUUAUCUUUGAAGCAUGUACUCGUUUGAGUUCAUUUCUUCAAAAUCUGUUUGAUUUCACCAAUGAUGUGUAAUGUUCUUGUUGUCGGAAUAUUUUGCCUGUUCUCCAUUUAAAUAAAAGUUAGGUAUUAGUUUGUUUUUUUUUUAAGCAUAUAUUCGUUCAAUCAGCUUACGACUUU
Papaver somniferum (opium poppy) is the source of this 973-nucleotide messenger RNA. RefSeq lists its product as uncharacterized. The record is from RefSeq and is a predicted model, not a curated record. Lineage: Eukaryota; Viridiplantae; Streptophyta; Magnoliopsida; Ranunculales; Papaveraceae. The coding region runs from base 312 to 758 and encodes 148 amino acids. The transcript is spliced from 2 exons.